AUGUCUCGAGUUGCUCUUGUUACAGGCGCCAACGCUGGCAUUGGCUAUGAAUUAGUGAAGUUACUCUCCGAGAAGGGGGUUAAGGUCUACCUAGGGGCAAGGAAUCCAGCGACUGGCAAAGAAGCUGCUAAGACUCUGGCGUCCGAAGGAUUUUCGAACGUCCAUUUCAUUGAGAUCGAUGUCACUAAGCCCCCAACCAUCGAAGCGACUAGAGACCAUAUCGCACAAGCCGAUGGGAAACUCGAUAUCCUCGUCAAUAACGCUGGUGUCGGGGAGUUGGAUAAGCCGCAACUUGCCACCGGUUUCGAUAUCAAUGUACUGCGGACAACCACAGAGGUCAACCUCUUCGGGCUCAUCCAAACAACUACCACGCUCCUCCCUCUCCUGCAAAAGUCGCCCAACGGUGUCAUCGUGAAUGUAUCAUCGGAUAUGGCGUCCAACGCGACUCAAGCCGGACCCAACGCGAUCUUGAACUUUGCUACGGCUUACAACGUGUCCAAGGCUGCGGCUAAUGCCUAUACGAUUGCUUUGGCCAAUCAGCUUCGAGACGAUGGUUCGAAGGUCAAAGUCAAUGCAGUUACCCCUGGCUAUACGUCGACCAAGUUGAACGGGUUUGGGGAGGGUGGAAAGAGUGUGAAAGCAGGUGCAGAGAUCUUGCUUCCUUGGGCGUUGCUUGACAAGGAUGGCCCUUCUGGCCGCUUCAUCAACGAGCGUGGCGAGGAGUUCCCUUGGUAG
Messenger RNA from Coprinopsis cinerea okayama7#130, 735 nucleotides. RefSeq names its product oxidoreductase. Bases 1 to 735 code for a protein of 244 amino acids. The transcript has 5 exons. The record is from RefSeq and is a predicted model, not a curated record. Lineage: Eukaryota; Fungi; Basidiomycota; Agaricomycetes; Agaricales; Psathyrellaceae.